Molecule: messenger RNA, 1449 nt
Organism: Penicillium verhagenii
Lineage: Eukaryota; Fungi; Ascomycota; Eurotiomycetes; Eurotiales; Aspergillaceae
Product: CRAL-TRIO domain-containing protein
Exons: 3
Coding region: 1-1449 (482 amino acids)
Source: RefSeq, a predicted model, not a curated record
AUGGCCGCGGAAGGACCCCGCCCCGGCUUCCUGGGAAAUAUCAAUGAAGACCAGGAGGUGAAGCUACAGAAGCUAUGGGCUAUUCUACUCAGAGCAGCCGAGAUCCCCUCUGAGGAAGAUGCCAACGGAGUUGUCGAGGAGGCCCCAGCAAGCCCGACUCCAUCCGCACCCCCACGACGCAUGUCGCUUCUAAGCCGCACCACUACCUCCCAAAGCACCACUUCCGACAAGGCCGUCCCCACCCUCACAAGACCGUACCAGCAAAAGUUCAUGGCCUAUCUCCGCGAGCUUGGCAUUGGCCCCAAUGAGACCAAGAUGGUCCAGAAGGCCCUAUCGGAGAUCAGCCCCGGCGAGCUUCGACAGGGUAUUCUUGAGCUCUUGAAGCACGACCACCCAGAUGCUAUGAUGUUACGAUUCCUUCGUGCGCGCAAGUGGGACAUCUGCAAGGCAUUCGCGAUGAUGAUGGAAGCCAUUGUCUGGCGAGUUAAGGAGAUGCACGUGGACGACGAUGUGAUGGCAAAGGGCGAGCUCUAUGCGUUGAAGCAGGAGAAUGGCUCCAAUCCCAGUAGUAAGAAGGCAGGAAAGGACCUCCUGGAUCAGAUGCGCAUGGGCAAGAGCUAUGUUCAUGGAUUUGAUAAGAUCGGUCGACCAAUUGUGGUUAUUCAAGUCCGCUUGCACAAGCCUGGUGCCCAGAGUGAAGAGACUUUGGAGCGGUAUAUUGUUCAUGUCAUCGAGUCUGUCCGACUCCUUAUGGCUGGUCAGGUUGAGACUGCUUGUGUUCUAUUUGAUAUGACGGGCUUUGGCCUUUCCAACAUGGAAUACCCGCCAGUGAAAUUUAUUUUGAAGUGUUUCGAGGCCAACUACCCGGAAUCAUUGGGAGUCAUGUUGAUUCAUAAUGCUCCUUGGAUUUUCUCUGGCAUUUGGAAGCUCAUUCGCGGCUGGAUGGACCCCGAUAUCGCUGCCAAGGUGCAGUUCACCAACUCCGCCGACGACCUGACCAAGUUUAUCGACCGCAGCAAACUGCCCAAGGGUGUCGGUGGUGACGAGAACUGGGAGUACAAAUACAUCGAGCCCAAGGAGGGCGAGAACAAAGCAAUGGAAGACACCACUACCCGCGAUGCUCUUCUGCGCGAGAGACUACAGAUCGGCGAGGAGUUCCUCACUGCCACCGCAGAAUGGAUCGAGGCAGCCAAGGCUAAGGAUAAGAGUAAGAUCCAAUCUGCGGCGAGUGAAAGGACAUUCCUGGCAGAGCGGUUGCGGGUCAACCACUGGAAGAUGGACCCUUACAUUCGGGCUCGUCUUUGUCUGGACCGAAUGGGAGUGAUUCAGGAAGGCGGCAAGGUCGAUUUUUACCCCAAGGAGACAACCAAUGGAUCGAGUAAGGCGUCGGAAAUUGAACAUUUGGAGAAAGUAAAUGGUAACGGGAUUCAAACUGCAGUUUCAGCAUGA